This is a messenger RNA of Ochlerotatus camptorhynchus, 8484 nucleotides long. Its product is annotated as chondroitin sulfate proteoglycan 4-like. NCBI's taxonomy places the organism in Eukaryota, Metazoa, Arthropoda, Insecta, Diptera, Culicidae. Gene Ontology annotation, biological process: anatomical structure morphogenesis. The transcript has 11 exons. Bases 909 to 8054 code for a protein of 2381 amino acids. The record is from RefSeq and is a predicted model, not a curated record.
UCGGAUCGAACGGACGCGCUUAAACCCAAAAACGAAUAUCCGAAUUGUACUCAAGCGAGCGGAACCGGCGGCAUUCCUCCUCCUCCAUCGACCUCCAGCCCACGCGCGGUUCUUUGAAAAGUGUUUUUGUUGUGCUCUCGGUCCUUUUCUGGUGCACGCGGUUCGUGAUCGAUUUUUCCCGGGGAACCCGUCCCGUUCGCGCCCGUUGACUUACUGGCUGACUAAGCCGGCUUAGUUAACAAGACUUAAAUCAAGAUCAUAACUCACAAGCUACAAAAAAAGAAGCCCUUACACAUGUUGCAAGUAAGUUGACGACGAUGACUCCGGUAGCGACAGAGCAGACAGUGAAGGGAUAAGAAUCUACGGAGAUUCUCCCGCCGCGUGCGCGCAGCACGUUUAUGAAAGAUUAGUGAACACACAUAAUCACGUUGUUUGUUUAUGCUGUGCUCUGAGCACCAUCAACGAAUGCAAACCAGUAGGUGUGGCUGACUGGCGAAAACAAACGGAAGGCGGCUACUCAAGAAAAGAAGAACAAGAGUGUUGUGACCAGAAUGCGACAGUGGGUGAUUAAGGUCGUGGAUUGAUCGGUAAACAGAGAAUUUUUCUUGCUUCGUGCGACAGUCUAGCCCCAUUCCGAGAUGACAAAUGAUCGGAGCUUAUGUGGGUUUUAAUUGAUUUAUAUUCGUGUCUGUGUGAUUCCAGUGGCAGCAUUGUUCCGUCAAGUGUGAUCGGGGAAAAGUAUGACGAGAACGAUAAAAUGCAAACGGAAACCACGAGAUGAUUACAGUUCAGUGCAAUUGGACGGUGAAGUGUGGAAGAAAAGUGAAAUUAACCGUUGCGGGCGGAAGAUAAUCGCAGAAUAAGUAUAGUUAACUCAAUUGACACGCCAAAGAUCAUCAUAACCAAAGAUGGAUAAAUUUAAUGGACGACUCUGGGCGAUCAUCACGCUCGGUUUGUUUCUCACAGUCAUCGAUGCCGUUAAGGUCUCAUUUUACGGUGCUAGUCAUAUAGCGAUGCCGCUGCAGGAAGCCAAAAUAUCCACAAACAUUCGGUUGCGAUUCCGAUCGCGGCAAGACGAUGCACUGCUGCUGCUGACGGCUGGACGAACGGAUUACUCGCUGCUCAGCAUCGAUGGCGGACGGAUUCGAUUCAGCUUCAAGAUUGAUGAGUACCACACCGAUCUAUGGUCACCGGUGACACUGAAGUUCAACGAUCUACAGUGGCACGACAUCUCGAUAUCGAGGUACGCAGCGAAUUUAACCAUGCAGAUUGACGAGUACUUUGCAACCAAGACCUUACCGGAUAAUGUUGCGGAGUUGAACGUGCACUUUGGGGUGUUUAUCGGUGGGGUUGGAGCGUACUCGGCCUCAUACUUGGGGACGAUGGACAACUUUAGAGGAUGUAUCGCUGAUAUCUUCUACAACAACAUCAACAUCUUCAAGCGAGCCAGGGAACGCACCGGUCAUGUGACGAACGAGCGGGUCUCGUGGAUCUGUGCACCGGAGUUUGACGCGGACGUCAGCACGCCGAUAAGUUUCCUGGACGACGAAAGCUACGUAAUACUGCAGAAGGCACCGUCGCGAUCCGGUGAUCGCUGGAGUAUGGAAUUUCGAACGAACGAACCUUACGGAAUGUUGCUGAGCAACAUUCCCACGAGUGCGAGGUACGACUUCAUGGCACUGGAGAUCGUCGAGAGCCAGGUGCGGUUGCUGGUCGGAAAGGGAUCGAAUGCCGUGGAGUUGAUACCGGACCGUAACGUGUCUGAUGGCAAGUGGCACAACGUUUCCGUGACCUACACUCCGAUGCUGGUGGAUAUAACGAUCGACGAAGUGACGAGCAGUGCAACGUUUGCCAACGGAAGCAGCCAGGUGAUCGAACUGGAAGAGGAAUUUUUCAUCGGUGGAUUCGAUCAUCGGAAGAAGCGUAAGGCCUUCCUGAAGGGAGCCCGUGCUACGGAAUCCAGCCUGAAGGGUUGCAUUCGGGACAUCGUUCUGGACGACCACACGGUUGGGUUUCCCAACUUCAAAGUCACCCAAGGAGUGACCGUCGACUGCGUCUGGCGGUAUCCCUGCAUCGAGAAGCAGCCUUGCAUUCCUUCGGGCCAAUGCCACCAUCAGGGUAUCAAUGACUUCAUUUGCUAUUGUGAUCAAGCUUUUUGCAUCAAAGCGGACUACUCGGACAGCUACAAGCUCUUCUCGCGGUCAGAUCUGGUAAUCGAGAAGGAGUUGAUGCUGAUUAGUCCUCUGGAGGUGCUGGAGGGAGGGAUUGCCUUUCUUGCUCCGAAGCACAUUGAAGUGCUUUUCGAUUAUAGCAAGUUGGGCGUUCAGGAAGCUGGAGUAAUUUUUCACGUGGUCCAGCCACCGAAGCAUGGCAAGAUCACUAUCCAUUCGUACGGCGCGGAAGGCAAUUCUUCGGCCACGCAGAUGAAGUUCUUCUCGCACAUAGAUCUCACCACGGAUAAGGUCAAGUAUACCCACAAUGGAGCGGAGAACUCCAACGAUCACAUGACGAUCGAUAUGCAUUUGGUGCCAUCUUCUCGGAACACCCUUCCAAAAUAUCUCGAGGGAAAGCACCGCUUUGUGCUCCACGUGAAUGUAACUCCGGUGAACGAUCCUCCCGUGCUAAAAUUGCCACAAACCAAACUUCUUCGCGUAACACAAGGCAUACCGAGGGUGAUUGGUCCGGACUUUCUACAAGCGGAAGACUCAGACAGUGCACCCGAUGCGUUGAUCUACACGGUACUGAUCAGCCCCAAUUCGGCGGAAGCUCAACAGGGUCGUAUCGAGUUGGGAGGAAGAGCCGUCGCAACCUUCUCCCAGUCGGAUGUCAACGCUGAAUUGGUGACCUACCUGAUCAACAGCAAAGGGACGGAUGACUAUUUGGAGUUGAACGUUCAAGUCUCCGAUGGAAUGGAAACAAGUCCAGCCAGCUCGAUACGGGUUUCCGUGCUUCCACUACAGCUCCGUAUGAUGAACAAUACGGGCUUGGUGUUGAUCCAUAAGUCAUCGGCGUUGAUCACACCGUACAAUCUGUCGUUUGUGCCGAACUCUGACGAGGAGAAUGUGGAUAUGAGAUUCGAUGUAGUUCAGUCACCUGCCUAUGGCAGUCUUCAAAAGCUGCGAUCCGUAGAUUCUUCAUGGAUUUCGGUCGACUCCUUCAGCAGUAAUCAGCUUCUGCUAGGGCAGAUAAGGUACCUGCACUCAUCAGAGCUACCACUUCAUGACGAAUUCAAGUUCACGGUUACCCUCGGACCCGUGACCACCCCAACGUACGACUUCCGCAUUUCUUUCACCAAGCUGCGCAUCGGAACUAUCCGACAGAACAACAUUUACACCAACACUAAAGAUAACGUCAUCCGCGCAGACUACCUGUUCCAUCAAACCACUCCGAUUGCAACCUUCGCUCGGAACAUCAUCUACACCGUUGUGAAGCCGCCCAAAUUCGGAAUUAUCUACGUCGAUGGCCACCCGGAAUACGCCAAACCCGGUGAUUCCUUUACCCAACAGGAAGUCGACAAGAAUCUGAUCAAGUACCGCACUUACCAAUCGUCAUACGGAAACUUCAUCGACACGUUCGAGUUCAUCGUCUCCGUCCCGGAGUGCGAGGACGUUCAGGGUAAAAUCGACUUCAUCUAUUCACCACCGGACUACCUGGCUAAGCAGAUCAUCUACCAGAAGCGGGAGAAAGUCUACGUUCACGAAGGCAACAAGACCGCCCUGUCGAGGACCAACUUUGAAGUGCUGUUCAACAAGUUCAACUCGUUGACGUUCAAUCUGACGCACUUUCCCAAGCACGGAUCGCUCUGCAAGGUGAAUCCUCGGACGUUCGAGGCGAAGGACAUAUCUUCGUUCACGUUGCAGUACCUGUACCUGGGGGAUAUUCACUACUGCCACGAUGACUCGGAAUCGACGGAGGAUAACUUCCGGUUGUUGAUUCUGUCGGAUAACGAGACGGACUUCCAAUUUGUCUGUGAGAUUCAGGUGGAGAUUACACUGUUAAAUGACAACGGGCCGUAUCGGGUGUUUGACAAAGUGUUUCAUAUUGUGAGAGACGAGACGAAGCUGCUGACGUCGGGAGAUUUGAAGUACGCUGAUCCGGAUAUUGAGACGAGAAAUUUGGAUAUCGAGUACAGGUCGGUGACCUGUACGAAUGGGGAGCUGCUGAGGAAUGGAAAGUACGUGGACUUUUUUACGCAGGAAGAUCUGGACAGUAGAAGGUUGUUGUUCCAGCACAAUGGAACGGACCAAGGCAGGCUAUCGUUCAUUGUGACGGACGGGUUAUACGAAGUUCCGGGAUCACUGGAGAUCGAGGCUUCCGAUCCGUUUCUUAAGAUACGCGAAAGCAAUGCAUCGAUCGUACAGGAAGGUCGAGCGGUGCUGUUGACGCUGAACGAUCUGAACGUAGACACGAACUUGAAUGCUAAACCGGAGGAGAUCGAGUACCGGGUGUUGAAUGAACCUAGCAAUGGGGUAUUGAAGUUGUUCCGAAGCAGAUUUAAUGCUACGCAGUUACACAAACUAAGCAAUGCAACUACCACGAUGAACUUCACCCAAGCGGAUAUAGUAGGGGAGCGGUUGGUCUAUUGGAAUAGGGAUGUGGCUUCCAUGGACAAGGUUAAGUACCGGGUCACGACAAAGGGCGUAUGGGCGGAAGGGGAGAUCAUGGUUCGGAUCUACCCACCGGCUUACUGGGAGCCGCUGAGGAUUCGACGCAAUCAAACGUUGUUUGUUGAAGAGUCUACGAGUGUGAUCAUAUCCAGGGAUAUCUUGGAGAUCGUUCACCCUAACAUCUCACCAGGGGACAUAACGUACCUAGUAACAACUCAACCCCAACACGGCUAUUUGGAAAUCCAAUCGAUCACCUCCGAUGACGAGUAUAAUUCUAAGGUGUUCGAUCAGUCCACGAUCAACUCGGAGAAGAUGUUUUACAUCCAGGCCGGGGUGAACCAAUCGUCCGAUUACUUCACGUUCGAUGUGACCAAUGGGAUUACAUGGUUGCGAGACUUGAUCAUGCGCAUCGUCAUCAUUCCGGAACAUCUAUACAUUCGGACGAACGUCAUCGUUGUGGAAGAAGGAAAAAGCGUCAAGAUACAUCCAACCGACAUGGUACCUUAUUCCGAGUACUACACCGGAAAAAUUCUAGAGUACAAGAUCCUCGAGCAUCCUCAACAUGGAAGCAUCAAAUCCGGGAAGUCUUCCAAGGUGAACCGAUUCACACAGAAACAGUUGGAGGCCGAGGUGAUCACCUACGUUCACAAUGGAAGUGAGAAUUCUACGGACACCAUCCGAUUGGUAGCUCUAGGACGGAACAAGGAAAGCGUUCCCUUCAAUCUACAGAUUCAGAUUCUGCCGAUCAACGACGAAGUUCCACAGGUGGUGACCAAUACUGGGAUGCACAUGUGGAUCGGUGGAAAGAGUAUGAUCCAGAGUUCGGAUCUUAUGGUUCAAGACUAUGAUACUUCCCCGGAGAAUCUCACUUUCCACAUCCAGCAGAUGAUUGGAGGCUACGUGGCUUUGAAGGACGCCUACAGCAAAAAGCUUCAUACCUUCACCCAGCAGGAUAUCAACCACAAUUUGGUGUACUUCAUCCAUGACAGUAGCAAUCAGAAUGGAAAGAUCGCUUUCUAUGUAAGUGAUGGACUUCACAAUACUACGGAGCAAGUGCUGCACAUCGUUACCAAUCCCGUUGCAUUGGAGCUUGUGAAAAAUGAAAUUCUACAUGUAUUUCCUCUGACUAGAAAGCAGAUCCUUCCGGAGCAACUGUUCUACAAGUGUUCCGAUGAUGAUCGAGACGUGAAAUACGUCGUGACCAUUCCUCCUCAGACGGGAAAACUGAUCUUCGAACACGUAGAGUAUGGUUACAUGAAUGAAAUCACUGAAUUUACGCAGCAUGAUGUGGAGAACGGUAGAAUCUUCUACGAGCAUACCCAUCACAUGGUGGAGCUGAAAACGAACGAUUCAUUCUACUUCGACGUGACAGCCCCAUUGUCGAACAGUCUUGUGGAUCAGAUCUUCAACAUUGACGUGUCUGUUUCGUCUGGGGGUUUGUUGAGGUUCCUUCCGGUUCCUCGAAUCAACCUGGAUGAAGGUGAUUCCGGUACAAUCAAAUUGGAUUUAUCCAAAGUGCUGGAGUACCUGGAAACUCGAGCUGGCAUUCAGAACCCAGAGCUGUUCAUUGAUGUUCACCCUCCGGCUCACGGAACUGUUGAGCUGGAAGAUUCGAAUACGAGUGCCAAUCGAUUUUCGUUGAACGAUUUCUACGAGAAUAAGGUAUUCUACAAGCAUGAUCACUCGGACACGCUGGAAGACAAGAUCGCGCUGGCCGUUUACUUGGUACCGGGGAAUUUGUUUCUGUGCAACAUCACCAUUCCGGUGACGAUCAAUCCCGUCAACGAUCAACCCUUCCAGCUGGUGACGGCCUCUCCCCAUAUCUCGGUGAUCGAAGGCGAGAAUCAGACGAUCACUUCAUCCCACCUACUCACGGAGGACGCGGAUACGGAUCCCAAGGAUAUCAUCUACGACGUUAUCAGUGGACCUAACUUGGGAGUUUUGCUUAAGAUUUCCGAUGAGGGUUACCCUCAGGACAUUAUAACCUACGGAAAUCAGUUCACUCAGGCAGAUAUCAACGAAAAUCGGAUCAUCUACACGCACUCGGGUAAUCCACAGUCAACGACGUUCUACUUCAAGGUGUCCGACGGAAAGUUCAAGCCAGCUUACGAAAUUUUUAACAUCAAGGUUCUCCCGAUUACGAUCCUACCCGGAUUCAACAGUCAAUCGAUCAUGGUUCAACAAGGUACCAAUCUUGGCGUGUUGGAACCAAAGCAUGUAUCGGUUGAGACAAAUGUCCAGAAGAGUCGAAUUGUUUACAAUGUGACCAAGAAUCCGAUGGGAGGGAUCAUCAUCUCCAACAACAAGCCUGUUUUGAAAUUUACGCAGCGUCAACUGGACGACGGGAAGAUCAAUUACAUGCAGACGGACAUGACACGAUCCAAUGACAGUUUUCAAUUGGACGCAUUCAUCCCGGACACAACUUCCGCUUGCAUUAUCGAAGUCAACGUGAUCGUGCAACCGUUCAUCAUAAUCAAUCCGAUCACGAUCACCCCUGGGGAACGAAUAAGGUUGAGUUCAACGUUUAUCUUUGAUAACCCUGCCCAGUUGAAACUCAAUCGGUAUAAUCCGAAGAUCACGAUUACUCGCAGGCCGAAGUAUGGCCGCUUGCGGAAGAUCGUCCGCAGCUCGGGACUUGACUACAUUGAGCAACCUAGCGAUAAAGACAUUAUCACAUUCACCUACAAGGAACUGAAAAGUGGUGUGAUCUACUACGUGGCUCGAAAGUUCAAUCAGGACUUCCAAUCCAUCAAUGAUAACUUCGAGUACGUACUGUCAACCAAGACUGCCCAGCCCGGUCAGGGCACCGUUCCAAUUGAAAUCUACUCUCCGUCGCGGGGCUCUCACGGUAGCAACGACGUAGAUAUUGUAACGGCUGACAGUGGACUUCCACUAGAGUACUUGAUCGCUGCCUGCGCUGCUGCCGCGAUCAUCGUCAUUCUCCUCAUGACAAUCAUCCUACUCAAGUGCCGAUCGAACAGUUCCCACAAAGACCACCCGGAUAAGGAUCAUCCUCCAUCCCUUCCACGACCUCCGGACUUUAUGACCCUAAACAACCGGAUGUACACUCCGUCCGAGAACGAGUCUCUUCCGGUGACGACGGCCUCAACUCCCCUCCCCAUCAUCAGCAGUAUUCCACACUGCAAAGUCAUCCCCAUCGGUUUGGAUAACUCACUGCAGUUGGACUCCGAAACCGAAGAGGACAUGAUGGACAUGCAUGGGGAUCUGCUUCAAAACCCCAACAACUUGAACUACCCGUACGGGGAUGAGGGUGACGAAUGGAGUUCCAGCUGUGAGGUAGGCCCGGAUGUAAACUACUCAACCAUCGCCCAAUCGCACCAUCAGCAGCAAGCUCAACAGCAGCAACAACUUUUGCCACAUCAGCUGUCAACGCUUCAACAACCGAAAGCAAACCCUUUGCUCCGAAGGAAUCAGUAUUGGGUGUGAGGGUCCAGGGAAUUUCCCAUUACUCCUAGUUACUUAAAGGAAUACGAGCUUUUGUACAGGUUCCGUGUGAUGUAGUACUUGAUUUUAAUCUGUCUUAAACCUACUUAGUCUAUCGUUUCAUAAAUUUACUUAAAUCCAAUGCUCUUACUUUGAUCAUUUUUUUUACUGAUUAAGAUUCACUUGUUGCUUAGAUAAUCAAUAUUUACAGGCUUGAUAAAACUACGGAUCGAUUCGAAUUGCCAUGCAAUUUUACGUGUAUUGCCAAUAAUAGACUAAAGAAGGUAAUCAAAUACCACAAAGUUAGUGCCAUGUGUGCGAAUGAUGUAGACGAAUAAAUGGGUGAGAAGGUUUGUCCUAAAUAAUAUCUAAUUCGAGUUGAGUUUGUUUUAAUACUUCUUUCCAUCUGGACAAUAAAUACGUUUGUAAGGAA